Messenger RNA from Heterostelium album PN500, 1416 nucleotides. RefSeq lists its product as uncharacterized. NCBI's taxonomy places the organism in Eukaryota, Evosea, Eumycetozoa, Acytosteliales, Acytosteliaceae. The record is from RefSeq and is a predicted model, not a curated record. Gene Ontology annotation, molecular function: protein binding. The transcript has a single exon. The coding region runs from base 1 to 1416 and encodes 471 amino acids.
AUGACUCGUGGAAACAACAAUCUCAGUUUCCAAUCGUUCAACGAUCAUCUCGAGUACCUUGUCAGAUUCGAUCAUAUGGAGAUUCUCGAGUUCUUCCACAACAAGUUUAAAAAUGUAAAGUGGUCAUUGCACAACGCACUAUAUAGAUCUUUAGUUAUGAGAAAGGAAAGAUACAUCAGGUUCUUCGUUGACAAUAGAUUCUCAGAUUUCAAUUCUUCAUUGAUUUCGGUGGCUGUGUCAAUGUGCGCAAUAGGCUGUUCAAUCGAUAUAGUCCGAUACGUAUGUGAAAAGUUUGACCGAUACUAUCUGUCAAAAGACAACCUAAACUCUGUUAUAAUAGGUGGUAAGCUUGAUGUGGUUAAAUACUUCUUGGAACCGAAUGGCAAGAAUAACAACUGUGUUAUGGAGUGUCCAAUCGAUUCCGCCGUCGACGCUGCACAUUAUCAGAGCAAUGAAAUGGUUAUGUAUUUCAGUGAGAAUCAUCCAUCUACCAUAACACGCAAAGUCAUCGAUACACUUGCCAAGCAAGGUAGUUUGGGUAUUAUGCGUCAACUACUUGAGCAGCAUAGCAUUGGAGGUACUACAGCAGCGAUUGAUUUAGCAGCGAUGAACGGACACUUUAAUAUUGUCCAGUGGUUAACGGAACACUCCAAAACUGGAUGUACUUCCGAUGCACUAGAUUAUGCAGCUGAACGAGGUCAUCUGAGUGUUGUUGAGUUUCUUCAUAGCAAUCGAGUGGAAGGAUGUACAAAACGAGCGUUAAAUUUAGCAGCAACAAACGGUCACCUACAAGUCGUUAAGUUCUUACAUUAUAAUCGAAGUGAAGGUUGUAAUACCAAGGCGGCAGAAGGCGCAGCAGUCAAUGGACAUCUUGAAACACUUAAAUUCCUGCUUGACAAUCGAACCGAACAGUAUGGCGUUAAUAUAUUGGAUAAAGUAGCUCAUGCAGGUCAAUUAGAAGUAUUGAAAUACCUUAUUUCAAUUAAAAAAGGAGGUCCCUCACUACGAUUCAAUAAUACCAACAUCUUUAACAACUGUGUAUCAUCGCGUCGCCUUGAAGUCGUCAAAUACCUUCACCAGGAAUGUGGUAUGAAAUAUAAUGAUGCCGCUAUCGAUUUGGCUAUCUUGAAUAACGACACAACUAUGCUUAAAUAUCUUCUAGAGUUUGCUGAUUUCCAGCCUAUCCAAUGCAACAAUCAGCGAAUGAUAAAAGUCGUCGAGAAAAACUACUUUGAUCUACUAAAGAUUCUAUGGGAGAAGAAAUUAUGUGCAAAACUAUGUAUCAGGACACUUUCGUAUAACAACAGAUAUGAAAUGUUUAAAUAUGCUCUUGACAACAAUAUUCAUAUUUAUGGUCCAAAAUGUUCCAUUGAAAAAAUGAAACAAUCUCUUUAUUUAAAUAUACCUUACUGUUAA